UUUUUUUUUUUUGGGGGGGGGGGGGAGGGGAGGAAAAUUGGAAAUGAACUGUUAUUUUGAAUUUUCUUGCAAAAAGACCGUUUCAUUGUCAAAUGAAAACAAUAACAAAGAGUGGCUUAUCGACAUCAUUCAAAUUCAUAUAAAAGUGUCAGCGAGCGAAAGGAUCCGAUUUAACUAACAAUCCGGUACACUGCUAGCAGGGCUUUUCCUGUUUGUUUCUAUCUGUUCACUUACCUGUGUCGCGUCUCUGUUCUUUUGUGUUAAACAAACGAGAACGCGAAAGAACAGACUCGCGACACGGAUAAGUGAACUCAUAAAAAAGCUCUGCUAGGGGUAACAAUGCGGUCAUUUAUAUUUGUCAAACAAAUAUAUUUGUGUAGUGUAAUUAUAUCAUAGUGCUGAAUAUAAUUCACUUUGCGAAACCUCAAAUGAAAGCAAUUCGAGAUGGGCAAACAAGAUGCUAAGUUCUCACAUAUUGUAGCCUGCUAGCGCCGGCUCUCAUUGUAGGUUAUUCGGAAAUGUUUUAUUUUCGAAUAUUGGGAACCCUGUGUGCGCGCGAAGGCCGAGGUGCGCACAGGGUUCCCAAUAUUCGAAAAUAAAACAUUUCCGAAUAACCCACAAUGUAAGCUGGCUAGCAGGCUACACGUAUUGAGAGAAGGUACUUAGGGACUAGGGGCAUCUGACAUACAGUAGUCUGCUUAGCAGCCACGCCUAGUGUCACGCACACAAAGAGCGUCUGCUAAGCAGAUUACAUCUGACGGGAGAGGUGACAUUUAUAUUCUGCUCGAUUAUCUGUUAGCGGUUAGUUGACGUAAAAAAGGCAAUCAAAAGCUAAUGCCCUUUUGAUACCAUCGAUCGAAUUAGUCAUCUUUUGUGAUUUCUAUGCAACCAGCCCCUACAAAUCAACAGCUAAAGAUUACAGUGAUUUAAUGUUUUACUUGCCAUCAUACAAAGCUAGACAAAACAGAAAUCACGAGCCCAUGAUUGCUUAAAAACACACAAACAUCAUUUGACUUUGCAAUAUAAUGAAUAAUCAAACCCAAAUACAAAUCACCGACUGAAAUCAGAGUGUUUCGUCAGUACACAAUAGUUGUAUUUGAGAGAUGCUUGGUUUACUGUGUUCGUGACUACUUGCCUAUAUCUUGCAAACAAAUCAACACAAGCAAUGGGACUAUGAUAAACGUUUUAUUGUAAAAUCCCCUAUAUGGUAUAAUAAGGUAAACCCUAAUAAAAAAUAGAAUGAAAUUUUCCAUGCCCUUCCCCCCCCCCCCCCCCCCCCCUGCAAAGGAAUGAACGGUAAACAACAAAUUCAAGGAGCACGAGCAAGAGAUCAGCUGCAAGCUGGUAAGAAAGUGGAAGAAAUUGGCUAAAAAGGCACGCGGGAAUUUCUCGAGAACCCCCCCUCCUUCAGGAUAAUAAAUGAACUUUCCGUAAGAUGUGUAAAGCAGUCUAUUUUCUACAGUCUAUUCUCUAACCCUUGAAUCAUAUGUUACCAAAACACUGGCUAAUGUCUGGUCUGCUUCAACAUUUCUGUUUUUUUUUCUUUCUUUUGCAUACAAAUUAGAAACAGAGUGCGGCUGGAGUUUUUAAGAGCGCUGUUUUCUCUGUCCCACAUGGUCACCUAAUUUCCUAAAUCUCACUGGAUAUAUCACCCGAAUACCGAGGAUAAUACCUAUUUUAAAAACCAAGCCAGCUUCUCUACUGACUAUUGUGUUAUGCAGCAGCUUUAUGCAUGAGUUUGCACAGGGCUGUAUACCAUAUAUACCCCAUAUCGUUUGUUUGAUAACAUGAAAUCUUUAUUGGACCAUUGACUUUGUUUUGAAUAGUACAAGCAAAACACAUCUAUGGAAUGUCUUGCUCGGCUUGCAAACAUAUUAUUUUGGUCGUGGGUAAAUACUUGAUUGUUAUUUUUCGCGCAUGCAUGCAAUAAAUCCUGGACCCUCUUUCAUGCGAGCCAGAAUGUCUAGCGUAAAGAGAGUCCCAGGUCUGGACUAAUGUAGAUUGUGUUUGCAAAUUCGCGAAAAGUCGCUUGAAAAUAUAGCCAAAAGUUGCUCUAAAGUUUCUAUUUUGGGGUCCUGUGGCCUAUUGGGGGUCCUGUGGCGAUACUCGAGAAUGCAUGCCCCCCUUCAUGACAAUUAAUCUUGCCCCCCAUAGAAAGUCAUAGCUAUUUUAGUUGUUUUUCUGACACUUAGAGAAGCGAGGGGAAUGCUAAGAGCCUCUUAUCACUACGAGUAAUUUAUUAGCUCCUCUCGUGGGAACUAGCAUCCUGUUACCUCUUUAGGAAAUAUAGGAAAUAUAGGAGUACUUAAAGUGCAAGUGAAGCGUGUCAAACGUCAUAUCGCUAAGAAUUUGAAGACGUAUUUAUUGCGUUGAUUUGAUAUUCGUGAAGUUUUAGAUCGACAAGUCUUUGCAGACAUAUUGAUCUGCAGUCCUAAUCACGUAUAUCCAUACUUAAAAUUGAUUAUUAAUUACGCCCGGAAUUUUUAUAAGCAUAUCAAACCAAGCUGAGAAAGCGUUCUAAUAAGGAAGGCUUUUGCCAUAAUGGCGGCAGUUUACGGCUCUUUCGACUUCGUCAAUAUCUCGACAAAUCAGCAAAUGAUCGACCUUUUUGCCCAUCUUCAUCCACACCGGCCGGUUCUUUACACCUUGGUGAUCAGUCUAGGUAUCCUUUGGCCUGUUGUUAUUGUUGGAAAUGUCGCCGUGCUCUACGCCAUUUGGAAAGAUCCAUUGAAACUUCUCCGUCCCUCGCCAACCAUCACUAUAAUCGGUAGUAUGGCGGUGUGUGAUCUUAUGGUCGGUAUUGGGUACAUUCCCUCGUAUAUGUACUGGUUUAUCUGGCGUGGACUUUUGGAAAAGCAAGGCGACAACAAUCUCAUUGAUCAGUUACACGUCUUCUUCGAUUGCAUGAAUUAUAUCUCCCUUUAUCAUGUCCUUUAUUUGACGUGUGAUAGAUUCAUCGCUGUUCAUAAACCACUACAUCACUCAUCAAUCAUCACAAGGAAAAGGUGCAUUACUGCAAUCGUCCCAACAUGGAUUACAUGGGCUGCCAUAGGCAUACUAAGCACUUUUUACACUUCAGCAGUCUAUGCAGGAGUCAUAUUUAUCUGCGUCAUAGUGGCUAUUUUAUUGAUAUUUAUCCUUUCGGGGUAUAUUCUUCACUCCAUUAAAAGACACUCCAAAAUAAUAACAGAUGAAUCAGCGAAUAACAGUCUUAGAGAUGCUAUAAACGCAAGAGAGCGAAAGACUACGAAGUUAAUCGCCAUAGUGGUCGGUAUAUUUCUUGUCAGCUUUUUACCCUGGUUCAUCUCAGGUAUUCUCUUACUUCUCUGCUCUCCUUGCUAUCCAAAUGCUUCAAUUCUCAUAUCUAUCACGUUCUUGUCUGCCAAUCUACUUACUGCUAAUUCAGGCAUAAAUGUCUACCUCUAUGCGUUUAGGCUAGAAAGAUUUAAGAAGACGUUCGCUUUGUGGUGUCGCAAGAGUCGCGAAGCAGAGGUGUUGCCAAGAGUUGAGCAAGAGGACGUCUUCAACACCAAACUGUAGCGUCUACUAUACAGCUUUUCAUCAAGUUGGACAAGCAAGGGAGGAAAUUGAUAAAAAAGAAGGAAUGUUCCUUUUUUGUUUCUCACAUAUGUAAAAGUAGUGCAUAAAAGUAAAAUUUCACGAUUUGAUAAUAGAGUUUUUAAGCGUAAUGUAGAGUUUAGAAUGUUGACUUUAUCUAACCCCUAACUAUAUGAUUGGGGAUCAAAAUAUUGUAAAACAGUGAUUCAGAAACAGAAAAAUCGCCCUAACCCUGACCCAACUUGUAAAGCAGAAAAA
Molecule: messenger RNA, 3816 nt
Organism: Nematostella vectensis (starlet sea anemone)
Lineage: Eukaryota; Metazoa; Cnidaria; Anthozoa; Actiniaria; Edwardsiidae
Product: trace amine-associated receptor 7f
Exons: 1
Coding region: 2542-3540 (332 amino acids)
Biological process (GO): G protein-coupled receptor signaling pathway
Cellular component (GO): membrane
Molecular function (GO): G protein-coupled receptor activity
Source: RefSeq, a predicted model, not a curated record